UGAAUUUUAGUCUCCAGUAAGCAACAAUGAUGUGUAACAUGAAGUUCUUCAUCAGUGUAUUACUAUUGAAAUUGAUAAACACUGCCUUGUCGCAACCUCAAACCAAUCUGUUACAGGUGGGCUGCAGCGUGUACAAUGCUUCAAAUUUGUGGAAUUUCUAUAGUAAUUUUAACAGCACCAUGACAGACCUCAGGACACAGCUUCUGGAUGAGAACAAACGUUUUGCGACGGUUCAGUGGCCUAGAAGCUCGGACCCUGUUUACGGCAUGUGUCAGUGCAGGAAAUACUUAUCCAGCAGAGCAUGUGUGGCCUGCUUUGAUGCAGCCGUGUCAGAAAUUCGCAACUGCUCUGCUUCUAGCGGGGCUCGUGUCAUAUAUGAUGGCUGCUUCCUCAGGUAUGAGAGCAACAGCAUCGAUGAAGAGACAACUCUCCCUGGCAAUAGGAGGAUUUGUGGAAACCGUACUGUAUCCUGGACCACAGCUUUCAAAACAGCCGUAGAUGGACUACUUGGAGACCUUCGAAUUGCAACACCGAAGAUCAAAGGUUUUUUUGCCGCAUCUACCAGACAAAUAGAUGGUGGUGUUGGUGCAGUUUAUGCAGUGGCACAAUGCAUCGAGACAUUAAACAAAACCGGUUGCCUACAUUGUUUAACUAUGGCUUAUAGUAGGUUAAGAACUUGUCCACCUCAGGCUGAUGGGAGGGCCAUAGAUGCAGGGUGUUUCUUCAGGUACUCAGACACCGCAUUUUUUGCUGAAAAUCAGACUACUGAUAUCACACCUUUCCUGAGAAGUGGGAGUUCAAGCAACAAGAAAGCAAUUUUAAUUGGCAGCAUUGUGGGGAUAGCAGGGCUUAUAUUGAUUAUGAUAUUAUGGUACAAAGUUUUAGGGAAACGAAUCGCAGCACCAAGAGGUGACAUACUGGGAGCAACUGAAUUGCAAAGCCCUCUAAAAUACAGUUAUAAUGACUUGAAAUUAGCUACAAAAAAUUUCAGCAUAGUAAACAAACUUGGAAAAGGUGGUUAUGGAGAUGUAUAUAAGGGAACUUUAAAGAAUGGGGAUAUUGUUGCAGUGAAAAGAAUAGCAUUAGACACCAGGGUAGCAGAGACAAUAUUUGAUAGUGAAGUUAGACUCAUUAGUAAUGUUCAUCAUCGUAAUCUCAUCCGUCUCCUUGGAUGUUGCAUUAAAGGACAGGAACUACUUCUUGUCAUUGAGUACAUGGCCAACUCCAGCCUUGAAAGAUUCCUAUAUGGUGAACGGCGAGGAACUCUUAACUGGAAACAAAGGUUUGACAUAAUUUUUGGCACAGCCAAGGGUCUUGCCUAUUUACAUGAACAAUAUCAUGUGAGGAUCAUACAUCGAGAUAUAAAAUCAAGCAACAUAUUGCUUGAUGAAGAGUUUCAGCCAAAAAUUGCUGAUUUUGGAUUUGCCAGACUUCUCCCUGAGAGUCAAAGUCAUGUUAACACCAAAUUUGCUGGGACAUUAGGGUAUACGGCACCAGAGUAUGCAAUACAUGGGCAAUUGUCUGAGAAAGUAGAUACAUAUAGCUUUGGGAUCGUAGUCCUUGAAAUUAUUAGUGGCAGAAGGUGUAAUGAUGUUCAAUCUACCAAUGAGUACCUACUCGAAGAUGCAUGGAGAAUGUACGAGAACAACAUGUACUCGGAGUUAAUAGACAAGACACUAGACCCUGAUGAAUACAGGGUAGAAGAUGUGAAGAAAUGCAUGGAGAUAGGUUUAUUGUGCACUCAAUCUCCAGUGUCUUCAAGACCACCAAUGUCUCAAGUUGUUGCCAUGCUCUUAAUUGGUAAUACAUCUGAAGAACCUAAAUUACCAACCAGAAGUAUGCCUGCAGAAUCACAUAACAAGAUUAAGGAUAGCACAUCUAUGUCUAAUGGGUUCUCUAUUGCAACUGUUACUAGUACUUCAUUUACAGGUCGUUAGCUAACUUCAGUGUUGUAGUGUUAUCAUUUUUCAGUAUAAUUUUCUACUACACGGAAAAAUAUACAUAACUACACUUGGGGAAGCUAUAAUUACAUAUUCGGAUUUUAAAGUCUACAAUUAUUUA
Messenger RNA from Daucus carota subsp. sativus, 2061 nucleotides. RefSeq names its product cysteine-rich receptor-like protein kinase 44. Lineage: Eukaryota; Viridiplantae; Streptophyta; Magnoliopsida; Apiales; Apiaceae. The transcript is spliced from 8 exons. Gene Ontology annotation, biological process: protein phosphorylation. The coding region runs from base 27 to 1937 and encodes 636 amino acids. Gene Ontology annotation, molecular function: protein serine/threonine kinase activity; ATP binding. The record is from RefSeq and is a predicted model, not a curated record.